GAGUUUUUAUAUCUCUGGGCUCACUAACUCAUCAGGUAGGGGGAAAAGCAGUGAGAUCUUCCUAAUGUUCAAACCGAGAGUUCAUAAGGAUGACCGACAUCAGCAGAAGAAAUCUUGAGGUCGGCUUGACACAGAAAGAAAACGUCAGGCUUUUUAAUGUGGGCAGCUGCAGAUGACAGUGUUUCUUGAAGAUGUCAAUUUUGGAGCAGGUGCUUCCUUCCAGGAUGCUGCUUCCCAGUGUAACCUUAGCUGUCUGUCUUCUCCUGACCUCGUCAAGUGCUCAGAGAACUGCCCAGCCCUGCAUUUUUUCAGAGCUCCAACCAUCUGGGCUGAGUGUCAACUGCAGCUCUUUAAACCUCAUGGAUUUGCCUCAUCUGCCUUCAGAAACCACAGAACUGUAUGUGCAGAACAACCAGCUCACCUCAGUGCCUCCAGGUCAGUUUGACCGAUUGGUUAACCUAAAAAAGGUGUCCCUCUCCCCAAAUCCGUUCCGCUGUGACUGUAGCAUCCAGUACCUGAGGGACUGGAUGCUGAAGAACAGGGCUAUUAUCUCAGAGGAGCCUUUGUGUUUCAGUCCAGGCUCUGUAGGUCAGAAAGCCAUAAUUGGCCUGAGUGAUGGCUACUUCUCCUACUGCACCGUUCUCUUCAUACAUCACAUGUCCACCUCAGGCUGUAUUUAUGUUUCCCACAACACCACUGCAGCAGUGAUGCUGUGCUGCAUUAUUUUUCUGCUUUUGUGGAGUUUGAAACUCGCCAGAAGAUCUACUUUCACGCUGUACGUGGAAGAGAGACAUUCAGGAUUCGAGGCGGACUCUCUGCGCUCACUGAAGCCCAAACACAGGAGGAGACUGCACACAGGACUGUCAGUGGUCAGUACCGACUCCGAUUCUCUCACUUUGUUAGAUGACUUGGAAAGGCCACUCGACAACAUGGAGUUACUCCCACAAGUGCUAGAAACGUUACAGAAGAAGCACAACAUAAAGAUAAAGGUCCCUUAAUGUAUUUUAAUUUGUACUCCAGCAAAACAACAAACAAGUAAGAAGAAGGAAGUGAGGCUGAGUGGUUAGAAAAAAUGCUAAAUGGAUUUUUAUACAUGUUUUUCAUUAUAGACUGCACCAAUCAUUUUACAAGAAAGUAAACAUAUGUGAGUUUUGUUUAUUUGUUUUUAUAAUUUACAGUCCAACCUAAUUUUGUUUAAAUAAAUUUGAUACAUUUAAAAUAC
Messenger RNA from Girardinichthys multiradiatus, 1222 nucleotides. It is a transcript of the gene gp9, whose product is annotated as glycoprotein IX (platelet). Lineage: Eukaryota; Metazoa; Chordata; Actinopteri; Cyprinodontiformes; Goodeidae. The record is from RefSeq and is a predicted model, not a curated record. The transcript is spliced from 3 exons. The coding region runs from base 192 to 998 and encodes 268 amino acids.